AUGAGCCUGUUUGACAUUCAGGUGGAUUACUUCGAUGUUACACUGGAUAGAGGUAUGAACGAGCCGUACAUUGGUGGUGAAAUCAUUAAGGGUGUGGUCGAUGUUGGCUGCACGCGAGAAGUUCGGAUCGGUGGUCUUUUGGUACGACUGACUGGUGUGGUGGAAACGGGCUGGCGGAACAAGGACAGCGACCUCUCGUUCGAAUCCAGACACAGUUUCAUGGACGAAGUCAUCGAUCUCACCACGAUGAUUGCCGACCAUUGCACCGAGGAAUUUUUUCUGUUGGAGGGACGACAUACGGUUCCGUUUGAAGCUCGUCUACCGAUGGAUGUUCUUUCUUCUGUGAAUCGUGAUAACUGCGGCUCAGUUCGAUACACCUGCACUGCGCUGAUGAUGAUUCCCGAGGACGGCGACACUGAGAUGGUAGCAGAGAAAACUUUCAAGGUCUACCCGUACUUAAAUCUUGACGCGCCGUACAUGAGAGACUCUACUUCGUCUACGGAGGAGGAAAUUAUUGUUGGUUGCUGUGGACGACCUCGUGGCACUGUGGUGGCUUCAAUGAAAGUGCAGGAAGUCGGUCUGUUACCUGGUGAAACCACGAGAAUCACGUUAACCGUUGAGGACCGAACCCGACGGAAACGUUGGCAACGAAAGAAGGAACAUCACGAAUGUGUCCUAAUAUCGCUGUGUCAGCAACUCGACUUCGUUUCCACUAGUCGAUACGAAUCGCAUUUGGUUGACCGCAAAAGUGUUACCAUAGCCGUCGAAUCUCAUGGCACAUGUAAAGCUCGACCAGGAUCAGGUCCUGAAACGAAGGAGAUCGAAUUCUCUGUGCCGUCUGAUCUUCCGCCUACUUCCAUACAUGCGGAUCGCUUAGUGACGAUCAGCUAUUUCUUCAAGCUAGAUCUGGAUCAGAUCGAUAUCAUUGUUCCUGUGAUCAUUGGGACCACAAAGACACCAGGAACUCUUGAAUAA
This is a messenger RNA of Angiostrongylus costaricensis, 975 nucleotides long. NCBI's taxonomy places the organism in Eukaryota, Metazoa, Nematoda, Chromadorea, Rhabditida, Metastrongylidae. The record is from the annotation of a GenBank genome assembly.